This is a messenger RNA of Symphalangus syndactylus (siamang), 1028 nucleotides long. RefSeq names its product intraflagellar transport protein 122 homolog. Gene Ontology annotation, molecular function: protein binding. The record is from RefSeq and is a predicted model, not a curated record. Gene Ontology annotation, cellular component: non-motile cilium; intraciliary transport particle A. Lineage: Eukaryota; Metazoa; Chordata; Mammalia; Primates; Hylobatidae. Gene Ontology annotation, biological process: protein localization to cilium; intraciliary retrograde transport; non-motile cilium assembly.
AUGAACUGUGUGACCUCAGGCAAGUUACUUAACCUCUCUGUGCUGCUGUGUGAACUCAGCUGUUUUGCCUCUGCUGUGUGGCCUCAGAUCCUGAAGAUCUUCGUGGACAAUCUCUUUGCUAUCAUCCUGCUGAAGCAGGCCACAGCUGUGCGCUGCUUGGACAUGAGUGCCUCCCGUAAGAAGCUGGCUGUGGUAGAUGAAAAUGACACUUGCCUGGUGUAUGACAUUGACACCAAGGAGCUGCUUUUUCAGGAACCAAACGCCAACAGUGUGGCCUGGAACACCCAGUGUGAGGACAUGCUCUGCUUCUCGGGAGGAUGCUACCUCAACAUCAAAGCCAGCACCUUCCCUGUGCCCUGGCAGAAGCUGCAGGGCUUUGUGGUUGGCUACAAUGGCCCCAAGAUCUUCUGCCUCCACGUCUUCAUUUCUGCCGUGGAGGUGCCACAGUCUCCUGAUUCCCACAACAUUUUGGCGAGCCAGCCAGAAGCGGAGACGACAGGUUUACUGUCUCCUUUGCCUGUGGGACUGGAGCCCUGGGCCAGGGGAGGCCUGUGACCCCAGGCACCAUCGGGAGAACUUCAACUCAGAGGGGAGAUCAGCUUUCCUGUGAUCCGGUGCCCCUACCCGACAGCGCAGCAGAGCCUAAAGGGGCUACAGGAUGAUUCCAGGAACAGCACACUUCAGGACCACAUUGCAGGAAUCGUGCCUUAGAUCCACCACAGUUGGCUGAAACUGGCAGCCCAGGACAAGUGGACCAGCCAGCAAGACUCAGACCAUCCAAACCAGCAUAUCCUAUGACAGGACCGAGGUGCCAGUGAAAGUGACAACAGCCCUGCUCUGGUGACUCCAGAAGCCAACCAGUCUACGCACAGCUGAAGCUUGAGGAGACAGCAGCCCUGCUCUAGUCACCCCAGAAGCUGACCAGUCUAUGCACGGCUGAAGUUUCAUCAAGGAAGUAAAUGUAGUUAGAAAUCUUAAGCCCAGUAAUUUUCCUUGUAAUCUUAAUUGUUUUACUAUUAACCUGUCAC